AUGAAGGGUCCCAAAAAUUCUUUACUCCUCCAACAUCUUCGGCAGUUAGAACUAUCCGAUUGUGGAAAUUUGAAAGAAGUAUUCCCUUCAUGCAUCUUGAAAGAACUCGCACAAUUGAGGCAACUUUUCAUUACAGACUGUAAUGAGUUGGAGGAAAUCAUUGAAGAAGAUUAUCAAAAUGUGUCGACUUCUCCGAAACCUCUCUUCCCACGACUUGUUUCAAUCUACAUCAAACGUUGCCAUAAGUUGAAAUGCAUAUUUCCUAAGAUCUUUGCAUGCCGACUGAUUCCAAAUAUAAAGGUAUUGUACAUAGAAGAUACAUCUGCGCUUGAGCGAGUAUUUGGAGAUGAACAGCAUGACACAACACACACAUACGAGGCUGCCACUCCUGCGUGGGAAUUAGAAUAUGUUGUCCUUCGGAACCUUCCCUCACUCACUUCGGUCAAUCCAUCCCCUGCUUGGCAAACUUUGAGGCACCUUAUUGUGCAACGAUGCCCUAAACUAUCUCUUACUUCCUCUGUUACUCCUCAAGAAAUGCUUGACAAACUGCCCAAAGGAUAUUCUUUCGAGCAUCAGAAAUUACGGGAUCAGUUGAGAGAUAUUAUCAAAUCCACGAAUGAUUCUGACAGAGAAAUCACCCAACAAAUUGACUAUCGAGAAAUCGGAGAACAGAGGAAUGAGCAAGGAUUGACAUCUGUUUCUUCACCAAACUUGACACAGAAUGUUGAAGGAGGAGCUGAAGAGUGUACUACAUCAGAAAAUGUUCAGAUAUCUACUUCAUUGGCUCAUUCAGAACCGGAAAGCUCAACCAAGGUCAACCUCACUAUCUUACUAUAUUACAUCUUGCACUAAUAUUCUCUUUCUUCCAUUUGUGACAUUCGUUAACUAUGUCUUUUCGGAUAUGUUGUCCCAGAGUAUCAAUCAAAUAAUGCCUGGUUUAGAGGUACCUACAGCAAUGCCGACUUCAUCUUUACCUCCUCAAUUGAUUAACAAGCCGUCGACAAGUAAUCCUGUAGAUAUCUCUCUCUCUAAAACACCUGAUGAUAAAACUGAGUUGGUCAAUACAAUAUCAACCAGUCAAUCAGAUUUGAAGGACCAACAACAACCACUUGCAAAAAUUGAAAUUUUGAAAAAAAUAAAAUUGA
Molecule: messenger RNA, 1145 nt
Organism: Neltuma alba
Lineage: Eukaryota; Viridiplantae; Streptophyta; Magnoliopsida; Fabales; Fabaceae
Exons: 6
Coding region: 1-852 (283 amino acids)
Source: RefSeq, a predicted model, not a curated record